GUUCCAUAACCUUACGUACCUUCUAUUUUGAUUUACUCCUUGAUAUGGCUCUAAGACGCAUAAUACCGAAUUUAGCAGCGGAGCCCAGUUAUUUCGCUACCUUAUUUAUCAAAUAUCAUAUCAGCUGUUUGAUAUUAAGCAUGAAAUUGACAAGCUUAGAAACAGCAUACCGAAAAAAGUAUUUUGUGUAUAGUGUAUUUUCGAACGUAAUCGUAAUUUGACUUCAGUCAUGUCAUCUUGUUACUGCGGAAUGUGGCACAAGAUGGCUGCCAGUGGCUUGCCAACUUAUAUUUUCAGCAUUCUUUCCUUUGUUACAUUUUAUUAGACAGCCUGCAAAGAUGUUUCAUCACGUGUUACCGUCCCAUGAAUAUCCACUGCAAAUGAUGAUUAUAUUUAGCAGGCUGUUUUUUAACUCAUCAGACUGCAGCUAACACUUGUAUCACUGUGUUUAGUACAAAGUGGUGUGUUGAAGGCGUGUGCUUUUCAUGUGUUGUGCUACUUUUAAAUAUCCGGUGAAUUAUAGUGUUGUUAAGUGUCAACAAGUGUAGUAGUGGAUGAAGGAGGAGCAACAGUGGCCCGCGGGCACGUGACUGUUGCCUGCCCGCGUGGCCUAGUAUGGGCCAACAGUCCAUCGUCACUAUGAACCCUGCCACGUCGGGCAAGUCGUCCACCCGCUCUUCGGGAUACCAUCAAAAGGCUCUUCAGGAGAUCCGUAAUUCAUUGCUGCCAUUUGCAAACAUUGGAGGAAUUGGUGAAACUGUAGGAUCAAGUGCAGCAAGUACCAUCUCCACUCUCUCAACAACUAGUGGUGUUAGUUCAGCAUCAGGACUUAGUGGACUGAGUGCAGCUUCUGGCAACAAUAGUGAAAAAGACCUAUCUGUUCUUCGCCAGGCAGUUUCGCAGCUUGUCACCAUGGGAUAUACAGAGGAAGCAUCCCUGCGGGCAUUGAAACUGUCAGGGGGGAGAUUAGAAGCAGCCCAUGACCUGUUGUCAAAGCAGCAGCAUGCAGAGCCUCUCAAUGGAAUUACCAAAGGACCCUCUCCAGGUCUUUCUGCGCUGAGCACGAAGUUGAUCCGCAAGCCAAGCCUAGAACGUGAACUGGCUGGGCCUCACCGUGGAUCACCAGCAUUGGACAGUGGAGCAGGCUCUUCACGCUCUGAUAGCCCAGGCCAAGGUCACCCUCACCCUCAGCUCAGCCGGCAGUACUCACCAAGUGCCUUUGCUGCUGCGGCAGCCGCAGCAGCAGCUGCAGCCGCCACUGAACCACCCCCACCAACGCCACCUAUUGCAGCUGUUUCUUCAGUUCCUCCCCCUGUGCCACCUCCUCGAUGCAGUUCAACCCCACCCCCUGUACCUCCACCCCCUCCUCACCAUGUGCAGCAGCUCUUGAAGCGCAUGUCACCAGCUCCUGUGCCUGUUGUACCAUCACGCCCACCUCCACAGCCACCUUGUCAGGUGUCAGUGUCUGUGCCUGUUGUCACACCUACUGCACCAUCAGCUACGAGGGGUACGAGUCCUACUUUAGUAACACCUUCAAGGCAGCAGCCAAUGGUUGUUCAAAAUGGUCCACAGGUGCAGCAGCAGCUGUCUCAGCAGAUGCAGGCAUUGAACCUGUAUCCAUCCAGUUCUGCUGGAAGCGGUGGUGGACCAAGUGUUUCUGCUGCAGGCGGCAGUAGUGGUGGUAGUGGCUCCCUUUCUUCUGAACCACCACCCCCUUACCCUUUAGUACCUCCAUCACCUACUGUACCCCCACCUCCACCAUCAUAUACUGUAUCAAUUCAAAGUCGACAAAGCCCCACACAGUCCCAGCAGGAAUACAGGAAGAGCCCAUCAUCAGGAAUCUACUCAGGUCCAGGAUCAGCUGGCUCACCUAGCCCUGUUACAGUCUCUGUUGCCAGUCCUCCACCCUCAGCUUCAUCUGUCGCUCGGCCGACACCUCUGUUAGCCUGGAGUGCACGUCAAGCGAAGACGCAGCCUCCUAUCAUCAUGCAAUCCGUGAAGAGCACACAGGUUCAAAAACCAGUUCUACAGACAGCCAUUGCCCCAACUGCACCCCCACCUACCGCACAGCCUCCAACUCAAUCACAGCCUCCACCUCCUUCAUAUGCGUUGUCUUUGCAACAGAAGCAACAGCAUGCAGUGGCUGCUGCUCAAAAACAAACUCCACCUCCUGUACCUGUACAACAGUCUUCUGUUGGUUCAGUCACCCCAAGCCAGGUCUCUGUACCCACAACAGAUCCUCCUAGCUAUGCCAUCACUAUGCAAGCACUUGCCGCAUCAAGAGGACAUCAUCACCAUCCGUUGCCACCUCCACCGUAUGGUCCACCACCGGGUGCUGAUGACGGAGUUGUAGCAAGUGGUGCUCAGGUUUCCACUGUGGAAAGUGCAGCUACGCCACGUCCUUCACCAGCAGUCCAGCAAGCUGCGGGCCAUAGUCAUCACCCGCCAUUGCAACGCAAGUUUUCACCAGCUGUUCCUGAAGGUGUGGUUCGUGCUGACAGUCCAGGAUCGGUGCAGAUUAAUGACUGCAGACCAUCACCUCAGCCUCCACUGCCUGCCUAUCCUUCUGAGAACCCCCAGCAGACACCACCACUUCCACCCACCACCUCGUCUUCUGUAGCCAAUAAGAACAAGGGUUCACAAGCAAAUUCACAGAAUGGAGGUGAACGAAGAUCUGGACCAGCACCCCCACCAUAUAAGAUUGACCAUCAGUCGCCCAUACCAGAGCGUAAACAUAUUAGCAAAGAGAAAGAAGAAGAGCGCAGAGACUGCAAAGUGCGCAACUAUUCCCCUCAAGCUUUCAAGUUCUUCAUGGAACAACAUGUAGAGAAUGUGCUGAAAUCGCACAAACAGAGGUUAGUCCGCCGUAUGCAAUUGGAGACAGAAAUGUCCAAAAUAGGUUUGAGUGCAGAAGCACAGUGCCAGAUGCGUAAAAUGCUCUCACAAAAGGAAUCAAACUAUAUUCGCUUAAAACGUGCCAAGAUGGACAAGUCAAUGUUCACAAAAAUAAAACCAAUUGGUGUUGGAGCAUUUGGUGAAGUGGCUUUAGUGCGUAAAAUUGAUACCCAUCACUUGUAUGCCAUGAAAACUUUACGAAAAGCAGAUGUUCUCAAGAGGAACCAAGUGGCUCAUGUUAAAGCGGAAAGAGAUAUUCUUGCUGAAGCUGAUAAUGAGUGGGUUGUGAAACUGUAUUAUUCCUUCCAGGAUAAGGACAAUUUAUAUUUUGUUAUGGACUACAUUCCUGGAGGAGACCUAAUGUCAUUACUAAUUAAAUUGGGCAUCUUUGAAGAACCUUUAGCCAGGUUCUAUAUUGCUGAACUGACAUGUGCAGUGGAAAGUGUACAUAAAAUGGGGUUUAUUCAUCGCGAUAUAAAACCAGACAACAUACUCAUUGAUAGGGAUGGCCACAUAAAAUUAACAGACUUUGGUCUUUGCACGGGUUUCCGGUGGACUCACAACUCCAAGUAUUACCAAAGGAAUGGUGAACAUGGUCGGCAAGAUUCCAUGGAUCCAGCAGAAGACUGGAAUAACAGUGAAUGCCGAUGUCAUCAACUGAAACCAUUGGAAAGACGAAGACGGCGCGAACAUCAGCGCUGCCUAGCUCAUUCUCUUGUGGGGACUCCUAAUUACAUUGCUCCAGAAGUUUUGCUGCGAACAGGUUACACACAAUUGUGUGACUGGUGGAGUGUAGGUGUUAUACUUUAUGAAAUGCUUGUUGGUUCACCUCCAUUUCUUGCUGGAACUCCUGCAGAAACACAAUACAAGGUAAUACAUUGGGAGACAACACUACAUAUUCCAAAGGCAGCUAAUUUGUCUCCUGAGAGCAAGGAUUUGAUUCUGAAACUGUGUACAUCUGCAGACCGUAGACUGGGAAGAAGUGCCAGUGACAUAAAGUCUCAUCCAUUCUUCACUGGCAUUGAUUUUGAGAAAGGUCUUCGUCGACAUGUGCCACCUCACAUCCCAAAAAUUCAUUACCCAACUGAUACAUCUAAUUUUGAUCCUGUUGAUCCAGAAAGAUUGAGAAACUCUGGUUCUUCAGGAUCUGACAAAUCGGAAGAUUAUUCUGACAGUGGACGGCCUUUUCACGGUUUCUUUGAAUUUACUUUUCGAAGAUUUUUUGAUGAUGGGGGAGGUCCUUCAUAUUCUAGGAUUAGUCUUGAUGAAAAUGACAAUCAAGGCCCUGUGUAUGUAUGACAUAAGUUGGUGAAGGACUACACUGGUAACGUAGAUGGUAGUGCUGCAGUACUGUGGCAAGCAAUGCUAACCUGUGAUACACUAUGGCGCUCUCCUGUUUUUGAGGGUUGCUAUUAGUGAAAAAUAUUUUAUUAUAAAGUAGUGAAGUGGCCCAGCCUUGAGGCAUAAUUUUAAAAGCAGUUUAGGUUAAAGUAUUCACAACUUUUGUUGUACAAGAUGAUGAUUCAAAAAUUGAAUCAUGUAGUAUUUGUGUAUAAUUUUUAAAUACUGUGAAUCUUUAAACCUUAAUUUUGUAAAUGCAGCUGUUUAAAAAAUGGAAGCAUUUUCCCCAUCACCAUCAGUCCAUGAAUUAUUGGUGCUCUGUUAUGUGAAGGACUGCAAUUCACAUUGCCAUUCUGCCGUAUUCUUAAUUCUCUUCCAUGUCUUGUAGCUUUAAAUGUGUGUUAUUUGCUGUGUCCUAUGUUAUUAUCAGUUUUCGUAAGAGUGAUAAGAUUUAUUGUGAUGUGUGUAAUACUUCCCAAUCCCCACAUUUUUUGACAAGUAUCCAUUUUAACUGUCUUUUUUUUUUCAAAAAAAGAGGAAAGAUUGGGAAGGUUUUGAUAAGUGUUUUGUGUUCUAAUGUGCACCAGUGCCUGUUAACUGAAGCCAGUAUUCUGUCCACUGCUGUGCCUUAAAGUCAUUUAGAUAUCGAGUAAAUAAUAUGCAUAUAGUGUAUAGUUGUUGUUGAAUUGUUGUGAAAUUCUAAAGUGUCUUGACUUUUCAUUGUUAAUAACAUUUGUGCAUACGAUUUAUAACAUGUUCCGUUAUAAUAAUAGUGCUCGAUUACUCGUCACACUAUUCUCUCUGCCGUGUGUGUGUGUGUGUGUGUGUGUGUGUGUGUGUGUGUGUGUGUGUGUGUGUGUGCAGUUUCUUGUCUUGGAGGGAGACAGAGAGAGCAAACUCGGUGAAUUAUCUGUAAGCAAGUUUGUUUUAUUUAACUUCAUAAAGUUUUUAAGAGUUACUACUUUAGAUGCAGCAGUAUUAUACACAAGUAAACAGAUUGGAGUUGUUAUUUAAAUUUAAAUUCUAACCAUUCUGGAACAUAAAUGCCUUACAAUGGAAUUUUUAUCUGGAAUUGUAAUAUACUUGUUAGAUUUAAGUUUGCCAUUGAACUAUUUAAAUCUUUUUUAUUAUUAUUAUUUAAUAAAUUUACAAACCCGCUAUAAGCUGGAAGAAUCUAUAGGGAAGUUAAGACAAUAUUGGUUGAAAUUUGUGGACCACUGUUGUAAUUUUCCUUUUUUUCUUUCCUGUGCUUAUUUUGAGAAGAGAUUACAUUGAUGGAAAGUAAGUUGUCUUGUAACCAUUAUGUUAUGGUUUUCCCCAAUUAGAUUACAACAGUCUGACACAUAUUUCCACCAAAAUAUGCUACUUCUCUGCAUCACUGAUGUUCUCAGUACUCGCUGUGAAUCACUGCUAUUAUAGUUUGACAAACAGGCAACUUGAGUGUUCAUACUGCACAAUUCUGUGAUCAUCAGCUUUGAUUUUCACUACAUUGUCAAGUAGUGCCAGUCCAGAUGUCUUUGUGCAGAUGCAAACCUAUGAUGCCAUUAAACAUUUUACACAGUAAAUUUGUUGAUGUUACUAAUAUUAUACAUGUAAGUGUAAUGCUUUUUUCCUUCCUUCCAAUUUAUAUUUCUUUCCUUUUUUAUGUAGACUGAAAGAUUUAGAUCAAAGUAUUUUAGUGUUUUGAAAGCCACCACAUGUAAUGUGUUGCUAUUCCGGUGAUAUAACUUAAGAAAUCGAAGUAUGUUCAGCUGAAUAUGUCAGAUAGUGUGAGCAACUCAAUAAAAAUGUAAGGUUGAAAAUCCUUUUGAGGGGUGACAAACUGUCAUUGUGGACUGAAAUCACACAGAUGUGUUCCAUUUGUUAUGUAAUUUGUGUUAAUGCUGUUGCUGUCAUUGUUAUUGCUUCAGAUGAUGUAAAGACAGGUGUAUUCCAUGACCUUCACUGAGUCUUUUCAUCCAUGUGGCAGUCUUGUACAUAAAAUACACUAUUUUCAUGAGA
This is a messenger RNA of Schistocerca piceifrons (Central American locust), 6237 nucleotides long. Its product is annotated as serine/threonine-protein kinase Warts-like. Gene Ontology annotation, molecular function: protein binding; protein serine/threonine kinase activity; ATP binding. Lineage: Eukaryota; Metazoa; Arthropoda; Insecta; Orthoptera; Acrididae. The record is from RefSeq and is a predicted model, not a curated record. The transcript is spliced from 8 exons. Gene Ontology annotation, biological process: hippo signaling; G1/S transition of mitotic cell cycle; peptidyl-serine phosphorylation. The coding region runs from base 616 to 4194 and encodes 1192 amino acids.